Molecule: messenger RNA, 1288 nt
Organism: Drosophila takahashii
Lineage: Eukaryota; Metazoa; Arthropoda; Insecta; Diptera; Drosophilidae
Product: guanine nucleotide-binding protein subunit beta-like protein 1
Molecular function (GO): protein binding
Source: RefSeq, a predicted model, not a curated record
UCCCUAAUCACCACGAGACAAAACAAAAACAAACUCAUUUUAGUUAAUUAAUUUAAACAAAACUAAAUAUGGCUGUGCUACCACCAGAUCCUGUAUUCAGCCUUCGAUCGCCCGACAUGGGAGCAGUAAAUUCACUUUGCUUUCAGGAGAACGAGCGCUUGUUGGCGGGCACUAUUAAAGGCAGUGUUUUCCUUUGGGAUUUACAGACCAAUCGCUCCGCCCUGCACUUUGAGGUGGGAUCCGACCCCAUAACCAGCCUGCACCACACCCCCGAUCGCCUGGUGACCCAGGAGAAGGGCGGCACCAUCACCAUGUUCUCCAUCGGCGGCAGCAGCUACGUGAAGGAGCGCAGCAUUCCGGGCAACCACCUGGGCUUCUGUCGCUCCGCCCUGCACACGGGCACCAGCAACACCAACGAGCAGCUGCUCUUCUAUCCCUGCGAGGAGUCCUCGAUCGGGGUGCUCCAUGUGACGGAUGCGGCGGCGCCCACCCAGAUGCUGGUGCCAGAGGAUCCGCAGCUGCCCAAGCUGGGCAGUGUCACCUGCUUCAAGCCCUUCGAGUGCGCCUCGCAGCUGUUCCUGCUGGCCGGCUACGAGUCGGGGCACUUCCUCACCUGGGACAUCAGCUCGGGCGUCAUUGUGGAUGUGCUGGAGCUGGCCCAGGAUGCCACGACCGUGGACUAUGAUCCGGUCACGAAUCGCGGCAUUGUGGGGGGUCCAACUGAAAAACUGAUUAGCUUCAGCUACCAAAGACCUUCGAUGCAAUUGCAGCGCGGCUCGGAGCUGAGCAUUAAAAAUGCGGGGGUGAAUUGCGUGCGAAUUCGGUCCGAUCAGAAGGUGUUCGCCAGUGCCGGCUGGGACGGACGCAUCCGGAUCUUCUCGUGGAAGAGCCUCCGGCCGCUGGCCGUGCUGACGCAGCAUAAGAAUGGCGGAGUAAUGGACCUGGCCUACUCCAGCCAACCGGUGGCCAUGUGGCGGGCUCCCAUCAUGGCGGCCGCAGGCAUGGACAGCCAGAUAUCCCUGUGGGACCUCUACAACUGAGCCAUGAUCUAGUCUUAAGUGUUACGAUGUCUGCAUCCCCUGACUGUUCAGAAAUCCUCUUGAAAUAGCUUUACUUGUACAAGUAUUUUUUUAACGACCUUUGCAUCGUUUCUGAAAUAUUUACUGAAUUUGUUUAUGUUCUAAGCCAAUUGAAGGUUUUACAUAUCUUAGGUGCCUGCAGCUAGAUUUGAUAAUAUUAGGUAUAAAUAACUUACUUUUGGAGCUCCUUGAAGAAAAGCCAUACAUUU